Messenger RNA from Dermacentor albipictus, 2430 nucleotides. RefSeq lists its product as uncharacterized. Lineage: Eukaryota; Metazoa; Arthropoda; Arachnida; Ixodida; Ixodidae. The record is from RefSeq and is a predicted model, not a curated record.
UCGGCUUCGGGAAGCCGUCGGUUGCACAAGCUUGGCGCUUGUGCACUGUUUGCUUAGGACUCGCCGACUCACCGCUUCGCCCUAGAUGCCAUGAGGUCUAACAUACAUUUCAAGCUCCUGCUGGUAGGCCUGGCAAUCGGCGUGGGAUGGGCCACUGAAUCGCUUCCGGUUGGUGCAAUUGAAGUGGAUCGCAAGGACGACGCAAUCAAAAGACAUGUCACUGUCGAUACAGCAACCACGUCAUCGAAGCCUCUGGUUCCGAGCUCUGCCGAAGCACAAGUCAGACCUGAAGCAUCGGGAAGCGCGCCCCUGGAUACAGGACCUUAUGGCAUCCACAUAGAUUUGCUGCCUUUUCCGAUAGACAGACCAACCCAUGAAUCACUCGGGUUUAUACCGAGCCCCAUGUACAGACCUUUCGCAGUACCUUUCCACGUGCCUCUAUCUUACCAUCCAAUGCCACCCUUCUCUCUGACUGUGCCAUAUGUGAUACACAGGCGCCCAAUUCUUGGUGCCGGCCACGCGGGAUACCCAUUUCAGAUAACACACGCCGCAGCACCCUUUAUACCGGGGCUGUCCUAUCUUCCUCCGCUGCCGCCGCCUCCUCCCGGUUAUCCGCCGUUGCCGCCCCUACCUGGCCGUCCUGGGAGACUUCCGCCGCCCCCUCAGGUUCCGAAGCCACCGCAGCCGCCUAGCCUUCCGAAGCCUCAACUACCGCCCCCUCGGAUACCUCAGAUUCCUCCCAGGCGGCCUUCACCGCCCACGCAACCGCCAAAGUUGCCACUGCCAAAGCCUUCCCCUCCCGUCGAGCCAGCACCACCGAAGCGGCCCGCACCACCCCAGAGAAAGCAACCGCAGCCGCUACCGGUUCCCAAACCACUGCCAGCGCCUAAGCCAGUGCCAAGGCCUCCGACUCUCCCCAAGCAACCGAAGCCUGAGAGAAAGCCGGAGCCCGAAACGGGACCAGUCCCCUUGCCAGAGGACGAGGAGGACACCGAGAUCGCCGAUCCAAUAUCCGACCCACCUGUGCUCUCCGAAGAGAAUGCCCCUGGGAGCGAAGAAUUUUCUAGUUACUACGAACCCGAGGCGCAUUUAGGCCAGGUUGUUGCGGAAGAAGUCGCCGGCGCUGCCAGUACUACAGCAGGUGAUAUUAUCAGCCCUAAUGGUGCAGCCGAUUCGAAGUCACAGCCGGGGUCCUCUCUUUACGAUAGCCAUGUCGUGGAAGUUUGACGACCGCAGGCUGAACAUUAUGUCGUGCAGUUUAUCGAUUCCUUCACUUUGCGUCUGAGCUGCGUUAUUCAAAAAUGCAUUCAUUUGUCGUAUAUGCUAACAGCAUUUAUUUCGCUUUCCUAGUAACGAAGAUUCAUACGCUUUUAUUUUUCUUUAUAAAACGCGUAUUUAUUUGUAUUCACGCGGUACUUCACUUCGUGUUGAGCCAGAAUCGGUCGUUCUCGUUGCGCCUUCAGUACGUGUUGCAAUGCUGAAAUAACUACAGUAACUCUAUUGAAAAGCAGUUAUCGUAUUGCAUCUACAUGCUUGAGCUCUUUUUUUCAGUAAGCGCAUGUUCGAAUGUUAUUGAGUGUGAGAGUCUGUAGUAUUUCUUUUUUUGCUUGUAUCUGUGCACAGCAGCGCGCACACUGCUUCCUAAGCGCAAAGCUUCUCCUGACGAAUAAAUUUCUUGGCCGCUAUAUACUGAUACAUACGGGACCGCAUAUUACACUGAUCCACUUCAUUUGCCAUUCUUUUCUUAUCCGUCAUGCCAAAUGGCCGAUUCUUGCGAUAAUCGAAACAACACAGCGACAUCCGCGAGAAUGAUGAAAGGCGAAAAUAAUGGGGAAUGAAAUGAAUCGCUGCGAAAUAUGACCCUUGAGUGUAUUUUGUACCAACUAGCAGGCAUUUCCAAUACCACAGUCAAUAAUGAAACAGCAACUUCUAACGGUUUAGACGCACUGUUACACCGAAUCUAUGCAGAGGUACAAUCGACCAUUAUUUGCGAGCUAUGCUCAGACGUAGCUAACUUAGAGCACAUGCUGUGGCGGUGCGCUGCGUUACGCGACGGCGUCACGUCGUCCAAAUGGGAGGCUGCCCUAAGCAGCCCCGAUCUUGAAGCACAUCUGUGGCCUGUCCAUCGGGCCCGCGACGCAGCAGGGAGGCUCGGUCUGUCUGUACCGACGUGGGAGCGGCCCGCUAGGUGCUGACGCGCGUUCCGGAGGACCAGAAAAAAAGUUUUACCAUACAAUAGCAGGCAGUCUAUAUUGACAUGCCUGUAAAUCAAUAACUUUGAACUCGAAAGCCGACACUCUGUAUUCGUUCAUCAAGUGGCAUAUGUCGGCGCUGAAAUUGCUUUUAUGGUUUUACCACGUGACUUGAACGAGUGUGGACACGUGUGUUCGUCUGUCUGAGCACAAGUAAACGUGCGAAUAAAGACUUCUG